UCAAUCAGCAAUCUGGCUUGUAUUGGAUUUUGGAGCUUGUCAAACAACACGUGCUAUUAUUUCAAGAACGUUGCUAAGGACAGUCUCCCGAUGCACCUGUCUGACGAGGCUAUGCCCUAUCCGAGACCGGAGUCGCUUUUAUCCGGCGAAAUCCGUCGGAAGCGGCGUGGUAAUCUCCCGAAAGAUUCUGUACGGAUCUUGCGAAAAUGGCUGUAUGAUAACCGUUACAAUGCCUAUCCAUCUGAGGAAGAGAAAGCCAAAUUAGCUCUGAAUGCUAAUCUCACUCAACUUCAAGUCUGCAACUGGUUCAUUAAUGCCCGUCGACGCAUCCUACCUGAUAUGAUCCGCAAGGAGGGCCAUGAUCCUCUUCAAUACACUAUGACACGCAAGAGUGGUGUCAAUGUUCCCAGGUCUGCACCUGCUUCCACUAUCAAGAGCAGGAAUUCGCAUAAUUACAGUCGGUCCAUGGACUUCAACAGCAGCCCGAUAUCGUUGACUGACGACAGCGUCACUGACGUAGAUGCUGACAGUGAGGACCCUGACAACGGUGCUGCUUCCACCUCGUCUCAGGGGACCUGUUCUCUGAAACUGAACAAAUACUGGCAGAGGACACAUCAGCAAAAACUGCUCAUCCAGUCUCCCGAAACUGAUCUUCAGUGUACUGUGAUGCAUAGUCUACCCUCUGUGAAUGGGAAGUCUUCGGAUCCAAGUUCUUUUGAUGACAGCUCAAAAGAGGACUCUUCGCCGUCUCUAAACUCUGAUAAUUCAACCCAAGAAAUAUGGACUUCCUCCAACAAGCCAGCUUCUUCAGUUGAUAAUCCGCUGACUUGCUUUUACAUUUUGGUUAAUGUUGCUUGCAAGGCUCGAGACCAAGAACUCCAAGCAAAAUCUCCCAGCGUCGAUCCAUGAGAAGUUAUUUUCUUCACAGCUCAUGUUUCAUUAAUUUAGUGCCGCCUUCUGUAAAGCAAUUUUCAGAAACUUUCACAUGUUGAUCAUCUACAGUUUACUCUUCCCAUUUUUUAAAGACUUUCUUUCUUCUCCCAUAUUGGAAGUUCCUAUUAGUCAUAUUGUAUCUAACUCAUUAUUUUAAGUUGGCCAAGUGUCUGGAGAGGUUGUUUUGAUAUAAAUACAUAUAUACUUAACUCAAUACACUUUCUUUUAUUAUUUUUUUUUUCUCCUUUUUAGGAAUAGCCCUAAUUUUAUAAUUUGAUCAUGGUACUUUUAUAAAUGGAGUGCGAGUGAUAAUACUUCUCGAGAACGAGCAUACUGAACUCUUCUGUAAGUGGAGAAUAUUUGAGGCCGAUUACACCUAAUUGCCUGAAAUUAGGUUUUUGGCCUUCCAUUGACUUUAUUGCAUAAAUUAAAUCUUGAGACAUCUUUCAUCAAGAUAAUUUGGAUUUCUUUAGAGAUGGAAAAUGAUUGAUUUUCGAACUCUUUUUGAAUUAAGACUAUUUUUACAUGCCAUGCACAUUUUAUUUUUCAUUUAAUGUUACAUCAGUUUAAAAAUGUUUUAAAGGAAAUUUGAUGAUUUAUUAUGUCAGUGGAGAGAAAUAUUCAGUAUCAUUUUGUGCCUUUUAUGAAUAGCUAGGGGUUAAUUUUAUUUUUGUCUUUUGGACUUAUAUUUUAAGUUUAUGGGUUUUCACCUGUAUUCAAUAUUUUCUGAAAAAAUUAAUUCUAUCCACGAUUUACUGCUUAAGGGGAACUUGAUGCCUUGUUUCUUCCCUAUUUUUGAUUUUCACUAAUAGUAGUUCAAUGAAAUUCAGAAAAGCAAUACUCUGCAUAUUGAAAAUGUGUGUUUUCAUAAUGAUGAAUAUCCAAAUUAAGAUGUCAUUUGAAAUAGAUGCAUCUGUGAGUAAUGAAGUUAGAGAUUUAAAAAAUUUGAUGUGCAAAAAAGUUUUUCUGUUGCGUAAUUGAGUGGAAAAGGUGUCAUAAUAUUAUGACCUAAAAUUUGCUUUUUAUAUUACAGUAAAAGACACUGCUUUUGAAAAGUGAAUUCUUGUGCAUAAAAAUGUUUAAUUUUUUUUAUCUAUUUGUUUGUUUAUAAGUAAUAUGGAACUUGGAAAUUCAGUUAAAACUUUAUUUUUAAGGUUUGAUGUUAUUAUGAUUGCAAAGAACAUCUGCAUCGCUCCAGAAAUGCUCUGUCUAAAUGUAUGUAUUAUAUAAUUAAUUUGCUAUUAUAUAGUUAAUUAAAUAAUUAAUUAAAUGUUUAUAUUAUAUAGUUAAUUUGCUAAUGUAAGGGCUUUCCCUUUUGCAAAUAAAAAAUAAAUUUACAUGAAAUGUUCGUGAAUAAAGAGACUAAACGAUAUAUUACUUCAAUAAUAAUAAUUAAACAAACCCAGUUAUUUUUCUAAAGUCUAAAAUCAAAAUGACUGUUUCCCCAGAAAAAUCCAUAGUUCUAUAUAUUACAUCAUCCCUGAAUAUUUCCUUCCAAUAAAAAAAAAUAUAAUUUUUUUGUCUCUUUUUAGGUAUACAUUGAUGCAUUUGUAGUUCAUCAUGCUUUCAUUUUGUUUAUUUUUACAUGAAAACCAAUGUUUUACAUAACAUGAAACAUUUUCUUUAUGAAUCCUGACACCAUAACUUUGGAUUUAAUGCCUUUUUUAUGGAUAUUUUUUAAAUCUUUUUUUUUCCCUCUAAGUGAAACUGGGAUACUUUUUAAUCAAUUGUUCUAUCAUAUAUUUGGUUAUUAAAUUAGAAUUCAUGUCUUGAAUUUCAACCAGCAUUGAUGCAAUUUAUGCUCAUAAUAAUGGGCAAACUACUUUGUCCAUCACUCCCUUAAAAUUUAAUAGAAAGAUAAUAUACACUUCAAAAUUGAAGUCGAACAAUCGCUGUUUUCAGACUUGGGGGGGGGGAGAUUUUCAUAUAUUUCCUACAUUUUUGUAUGAAUAUCAGCUGCAUUAUAUACCUUUAUUGUGUAGUACUUUUAUUGUAUUUUCAUUAUGUACGUCUAUUAAACUCGUAUGUUGAUAAAAAUUUACAUCACAUGAAAUAACUCUG
Argiope bruennichi is the source of this 2994-nucleotide messenger RNA. Its product is annotated as homeobox protein AKR-like. Gene Ontology annotation, molecular function: DNA-binding transcription factor activity, RNA polymerase II-specific; RNA polymerase II cis-regulatory region sequence-specific DNA binding. Gene Ontology annotation, biological process: regulation of transcription by RNA polymerase II. The transcript is spliced from 2 exons. NCBI's taxonomy places the organism in Eukaryota, Metazoa, Arthropoda, Arachnida, Araneae, Araneidae. The record is from RefSeq and is a predicted model, not a curated record. The coding region runs from base 91 to 909 and encodes 272 amino acids.